CUCUUAAAGAGAGAUUUAAAGACAGAAGAUGGUGGAUGCUCAUUUGAAAGCAUAAUAUUGGGAAUAUAUAAAUAUAUUCUCUUAUUGUGUCUUAUAGUGAGAUAUUAAAAAAAUUCAUUUUUUUUUGUACCCAUCAUACAUUUUCUUCACUUCAGAGAAAAGGAAAGAGGGAGAGAGAAAAUGGAAGAGGAGGGGAGGAGAACAGAUAAAUCAGAAUUGUAGUCUCUCAGUGCUGGAAUAUCCACUACUGCACUGGACUUACUCUCGUGGCUGUGUCACCAUAGCAGUGGUGUUUAAUCAAUAGUGCGGAUGAUGGGUAAUCCCCUUCAUUCAAGAGAGACAAAUGGCAAAGGACGACAUGAGGGUGAUAACUUGCGACUUAAACAAUGUAUGAGAAUGAUUGCGUGAGAAAUCCGUACGAACGUAUGAUUUUUGAGGGUUCUUUCUGGUUCCUCAAGAAAAUCAAGGAAUGGAAAUGAAUAAAAAUAUAAGCCAGCUCUUCAUAAUAUGCCAUAGAACAAAGUUUAGAAAAAGUCUUAAUUUUCAGAAAUGCUAGCAAUGAAUUCAAUACAAUGGUAAAAUCUCAUAUCUAUAAUGCUACCUAGCAUUGCUACAUUUUACGUAUUUAAGGAAUAAAACACGACAGUGUAUGCUGUUAUAAGAAAAUUAUCCAUGCCACCAAAGUGGAUUAUUUUCCUAUAUCAGCAUUCCCCAAAGUGUUUUAUUCCUCUUACACCACAGCAAUUUUCCAACUAUUGGAUUAUAAUUAUAAAUUCUAUUAUAAAUUCAUUUAUUAAUGAAUGACAUACUUUUUAACAGUUUAUUAUUUUAUUAUUAUUUUAUUAUUUUAACAGUCACGUUUAAUGUUAUGGAAUGUCCAUGAGACAAGUUAGUUCCUAGAAUUCAACAGUGCUGUAGUAUAAGAUUAGAAUUUAUUAGAAAUAUUAUCAUUUUUAGUAUUGAAAGACAGAGAUUUCUGCUACUUCUAUGUGUCUGACAUUGGCCUGCACUGGUGGCCUGUGUCUCUAGGAGAACUGAGAGUGUGAGGAGUGUGUGAGGAGUGUGUGUGGAGGGAGCUGUGAGGGCAGGCAGGCAGAAUUAAGAGCUCAGCUUUGGUCUCUGAGGAACAGGCUGGUGCCAGAGACAGAACAUAGCGUUCAUCUUCACAAAGCCAGGGGAUGAGUACAGCGUUUGUUGUUUUUUUUUUUCCAAGACGGUUGUAUAUCUGGGGCAGGAACCUGAGAUGGAGAGAAUUGGAGCAAAGAUGAACAAGAAAAUGGAGAAAAAUGUGAAUGUGAGGAGGAAAGAAGUGCAAUGUUCUGACAGGAAUGUGAGAAGUGACUAAUCAGGCUCAAGCCCUGGAAGAAUUUUUUUUUUGGAGCUUCUUACCACUUUCAGUGAUAAUAAGGUGAAUUUUCCAGAUUGUUUUAGCCUAAUUUCAUUGUGAUAAUAUACUCCAAGGCUGUUGGAUCUCAGAAUGCUAUUCCUCCAGAGAAAAAUGAGUGACACACUCAGGGCUUUCUGAGCAUCAACUGUGCUGAAGGAGUUCCAGAACAAAUGGCAGUUUUCCAUCUGAGUUUUUCUGAAAUGGUUUAUAAAGUAACUAUAAUGUAGUUCUGAGAGAUGUAGCCAAAAUUUAUGUCAGGAUAUUUUAAACAUUUCUGGAUGGUAACUCCAAUACCAUUUCCAAAACUGAUACCAAAUUUGAAUGAAUAACAAGUAGGCUUUUUUGGGUGGGAUUUGAGGGCCUAAAAGAAACAAACAUUGUAGUACUCAAAAAAAAAAAAAAAAAGUAUCACGUAGGUAGCAGCCAGUUUAAAAGAAAAUGCAGCACGAAUGAUCAUAUCUCACAUACUGAUUAAUAACUUAGGAAUUAUUUGGUAUAGAGAAUUACUUUGCAUCUUGUCUUAGAGAUUGGAUGCUUAAUGGGAAAAAGCAUGAUUGGGAAUCCACUCAAUAGUUUCACAAUUUAACAGAUGGAUUAGAAACCAGCACUCCACAAAUGUUUUAUAUGUCUCUUUAUUCGAUAUCUGUUUGAUAUUCAAUAUGGAGGUUAUAACCAACAGACCCACAGCUUUCAUACGAGACCUUUUGACCAAUCACGUUUUGUUAUUCAGUACCUACACCAAUUACCAACAUCAACCUAUCUGUGUUGAAAAGAAUGAUAUAAAACGCCUAAAACUUCUAUUUGAAUGGGGCAUUUUUAUUGACUGGUGAAGGUUUUUUCUUUACAAUUAAAAAGGUAGUAAUUUUACACAAACACAAAAAGAGUAUCCUCUAAAAUGAUAACUCCCCUCCUUAAGAGAACUUACUGGGUUACUUAUAUCUCUAUAUAUCGCAAGAACAUGCUUGAUGUUGUUUAGCUUGAACAACCAAGAUCAAAAUUGAGUAGUUUUUUGUUAAAACGCUACAGUAGCUUCAUCAGAUGGGAAAAUGGAAGCAUGAAAAUCUGUUUCUUCAACCCAAAAAGCUAUGCUAAACAGCCAUUCACUGUCAGCACUGUUCCCGAGCUUCAGAGGCCAAAGAAGGAAAUCAGACAGCUUUGCUUCAUUGUAGAAAUGAAAACUAGCCAUGAUUCAUGAUUUGUCUUUUUUGCAGCAAAUGUUGCAAGCUACAUCACUAAUUCGAUUCAAUUCAGUUCAGUUCAGUUUAGUUCUUAGUACUGUUUGUGUUAGGGAUGUGGCUUUUUAUUUGGUUAUCCAUGGAUAUUCACCACUCUGUCUAAACUGAUCUAAAGAUCUUAAGAUCCUACUAGAGAUCAUACUAAAAAUCCAUAUAAAUCAAUCCUAACUAAUUAUUUUCCAGGCAGGAAAUGUAGUUUCUUGUGUUACUUUGAGAAUCUCACAGCCACACUGAACGUGCUAACUAAUUUAUGCUUGACGGAUACACGGUGGCGUGAGGAGGCACUUGGUCAAGAUGGCGUAAUCACUGUUGUCGCGAUGCUGCUUUGGAAUUAAUGGUUUGUUUGUAAGCUCCAUCCAUCAUUGUUCAUGUGACACUCAAUGGCAUCACAAAUCAGACUUAAACCAGUCCGAACGAGUGAUUCACAUGACUGUGUUAGGGCAAAGACAUUGCACAGCUGUGGUAUUUGAGAAACUGUAUUUGAGAAUGUUUAUCUGUUUGCAUUGGCACUUCCUGUCAGUAGAGAAAACGAAAAAAAUGUUUGUUGGGAAUUUUAUUUUUUGGCUUUCGGGAAAAUAAUCAUUGUCAUAUAAUCACUUUAUGUGUAUAAUUGUUGUGUCAACAAAAUACCAUUACAAGUCUUUGACUGUGAAUUUCUGAUUCACUUUGCCCAGGAUUGAAAUGCAAAAAAACAGCCAAAAAAAAAAAAAAAAUGCAAUGGCCAACCCACAGAAUGCCAGUCUGACUCAGAUACCAAAUAUGGCCAUGUAUGUGUGUAAAGAGAGCCCUAUAACCUCUGUUCCUGUCAUACAGAGGCACACACACACAGUAAAAGAGUGAGAGGGACGAGUUCUGCUUUUUCUCAGUUGGGACAUCUGCAUUCUUUCAUGUUCAGUCAGCAUGACUGAUUCCCUGAAAAGACGGAGAGCGAGCGGAGGGCUGGAGGAGCGCGCUAAUGACAGGAAUAGGAGCGUUCUUCCCUGUGAAGGAAAAGAAGCCCUUCGGCGUCUAGGGAGCCAAAUCCGAACUAUCAAAGGGAGGAGCGUCCAUCGCAUUAUGCCCCAGGACAAGGUGGCAUGCCACGAUCACCCUCCGACUACGGUCGCCCCUACGAGGAUGCCCAGUCAGCUCGGGCGUCAUACCGUGCCCGACGUGGUGCUUGGCACUCCCAGGAGGAGGAGCAGCACCCUCCCGAGCCAGGCUUGGUACCCGAGCGUGAUCUCCAUCGCCAGGAUGAGUGCCACACGCGCUACCGGAGUGACCCAAACCUGGCACGGUACCCAGUGAAGCCGCAGCCAUACGAGGAACAGAUGCGUAUGCACGCCGAGAUGUCACGUUUCCGCCAUGAGCGGCGCCACAGCGAUGUCUCCCUGGCGUGCACCGAGGCCGAAGAACGGCCCGGUGCCUGGCGUUAUGGCCAUGUCCACUCCCACGGCCCCUCCUACGGUCACCGGCCCUCCAAUCCUGGCCCGCGGGACAAGACGGAGAACCUGCUGCGCAACGACUCGCUUAGUUCAGACCAGUCAGAGUCUGUGCGUCCACCACCACCCAGACCUCAUAAAAGCAAGCGAGGAGGCAAAGCAAGGCGUGCCUCACUGAGCAGCUCAGACGAAGAGCUUCCCACCACGCCCGAGUACACCAGCUGCGAGGAUGUGGAGAUUGAGAGCGAGUCGGUCAGUGAGAAAGGGGACAGUCAAAGGGGAAAAAGAGAAACUAUUGAGCAGGCACACAUCUUAUCAGAGGGCCAAAAGAAAAUGGUGCGCUUUUGGGGCCACUCGUUGGAAGAGGAUGCCGAGUGGGGCGAGCCACAGGUUAAAGACUCGGGCGUUGACACAUGCAGUAGCACAACGCUAAACGAGGAGCAUAGCCAUAGCGAGAAGCAUCCUGUCACGUGGCAACCUUCCAAAGACGGAGACCGUCUCAUCGGCCGCAUUUUGCUCAACAAGCGGCUCAAGGAUGGAAGCGUUCCUCGUGACUCCGGAGCUCUUCUGGGGCUAAAAGUGGUUGGUGGCAAAAUGACUGAGUCUGGUAGACUUUGUGCAUUCAUCACUAAAGUAAGGAAAGGAAGUUUAGCAGACACUGUGGGACAUCUUAGACCAGGUGAUCAGGUCUUGGAGUGGAACGGGAGAAACUUACAAGGAGCCACAUUUAAAGAAGUUUACAAUAUCAUUUUAGAAUCCAAGCCAGAGCCUCAGGUGGAACUGGUGGUGUCUCGACCCAUCGGAGACAUCCCCAGGAUACCAGACAGCACACACACACAACUGGAGUCGAGUUCCAGCUCAUUUGAGUCGCAGAAGAUGGACCGGCCAUCCAUAUCCAUCACAUCUCCCAUGAGCCCCGGCGUGCUGCGAGACGCACCGCAGUACUUAUCCGGACAGCUCUCUAGCCAAAGCCUUAGUAGGAGAAUAGAGCCUUUUAACCCUAGGGUUCAGGUUAAACUCUGGUACGAUAAAGUAGGCCAUCAGCUCAUUGUCACCAUCCUGGGAGCCAAGGACCUGCCGUCGCGAGAAGACGGACGACCAAGGAACCCCUAUGUCAAAAUCUACUUCCUCCCAGACCGAAGUUUGAAUUAUUGUUCCACCAGUGACAAAAGCAAGAGGAGAACUAAAACGGUAAAGAAGUCGUUAGAGCCCAAAUGGAACCAGACGUUCAUGUACUCACCAGUGCAUCGGCGUGAGUUUCGCGAACGCAUGCUGGAGAUUACGCUGUGGGACCAGGCGCGAGUCCGUGAGGAGGAGAGCGAAUUCCUCGGAGAGAUUCUGAUCGAGCUGGAGACAGCGCUGAUGGACGACGAGCCGCACUGGUACAAGCUGCAAAUGCAUGACGUCUCUUCAAUGCCUCUGCCCAAGAGUUCCCCCUACCUUCAACGGAGAACGAUGCCUGGAGAGAGUCCCACUCGCAGACUACAGACUCACGGCUCGUAUUCAUACAAUUCAGGAUCUCACAGGAUCAGCGACAGCGAGAUCUCCGAUUAUGACUGUGAGGAUGGCGUGGGAGUCAUUUCAGACUACAGACAAAAUGGGCGGGACCUCCAAAGCUCCACCCUCUCUGUGCCCGAGCAGGUCCUCUCAUCCAAUCACUGCUCACGGUCAGUGGACAUUAACCGAGCACGUUCACGAUCACCCAGCGUUCCACCUCCUCAGAGUCAUUUUCUCACCCUACCUCGAACAAGACACAGUCAGCCUGUUCAUCAUCAGCAGAUGGAACUCAGGAAUUACGGCAUGCCGGACAGGCGCGAAAUGGAACGGCCCAUGUACACGCGCUCACGUUCCACUGAGCGCCCCCCUGAUGCCCACCACAUGAGAUCGUCCAUGCCCACGCUGUCAUCCGGACACUCUGCGCCGCCCUCGCCCGCCUUAACGAGGGCACACCCCCGCAGUGGAUCAGUCCAAACUAGUCCUACCAGCACACCAAUGAACAGCAGGAGAGGACGGCAGCUACCACAACUGCCCUCUAAGGGGACGCUAGACAGAAAAGACGGACGAGAAGACCUUGAGCCGGGUCCAGGUGAAGAGGAGGAACUUGCCGAGUAUUACUCCACUUCUAUUCAGUCAUCAUUUGACCUAGAAGCAGUAGAGAGAGAGAAAACAAGCCCAGAGAACAGAGAUGAAGGUGCUAUGGACAUGGAGGAGAGGACACGGCAGAUGAAGCUGAAGGUGGAAAAGUAUAAGCAGGGAGCAGGCUCCGACUCCCGCCUGGAGAAAGACCACCACUCAAAGCAUUCCAGCAGGGACGGGAAACACGGGAUGGACAGUCUCUCGGCCAAAUCUUCCGACAGCGACGUGAGUGACGUGUCCGCUGUAUCGAGAAGCAGCAGUGCCUCUCGCUUCAGCAGCGCGAGCUACAUGUCCGUCCAGUCGGAGCGGCCGCGAGGCAACCGCAAGAUCAGCAAAACGAUGCAGGGGCGGAGCCUCUCCCGGGAGGGGGAGGAACUCUCAGGGGAGGUGUUACACGAGGAGGAGGAGGGAGGGGUGGGGAAUGAUUGUGAGAGCGGUCCAAAGGCAAAGACACAUAGAGUAGAUAGAGAGGCGGAGUCUAUUGAGGAAGUGGCCCAGAGGAGGUUCUCAGACAAUGACCUCAGCGACUUUGCAUCCAAAAUGAAAAACAGGCAAAUGGGCAUGACAGGUGGCACCAAUCUGACCAAGAGCACCAGCAUUGGCGGGGAUAUGUGCAGCCUGGAGAAGACUGACGGCAGCCAAUCGGACACGGCCGUGGGCCUGGUGGGCGGAGACCUCAAGAAGAGGCGCUCGAGCAUUGGGGCAAAGAUGGCCGCCGUGGUGGGCAUGUCCCGCAAGAGCCGCAGCACCUCACAACUCAGCCAAACAGAAGCAGGAGGAAAGAAACUGCGCAGCACUGUUCAGAGGAGCACCGAGACAGGCCUGGCUGUGGAAAUGAGGAACAGAAUGACACGGCAGGCCAGCCGUGAGUCCACUGAUGGCAGCAUGAACAGCUUCAGCUCUGAGGGGAACCUGAUCUUUCCAGGAGUGCGACUCUCUGCAGACAGCCAGUUCAGCGACUUCCUGGAUGGACUAGGCCCCGCCCAGUUAGUAGGCAGACAGACUUUGGCUACACCUCCCAUGGGCGACAUUCAGAUCGGAAUGGUGGAGAAGAAAGGAGCUCUGGAGGUGGAGGUCAUUCGGGCCCGAGGCCUUGUGGGUAAACCAGGCUCUAAGGCACUGCCAGCCCCUUAUGUGAAGGUGUACCUGCUGGAGAAUGGAGCAUGCAUAGCCAAAAAGAAAACAAAAGUAGCACGCAAAACCUUGGACCCUCUUUAUCAGCAGCAGCUGUCCUUCGAAGAGAGUCCAGGGGGAAAAGUCUUACAAGUCAUCGUGUGGGGAGAUUACGGCCGAAUGGACCACAAAUCAUUCAUGGGCGCCGUACAGAUACUUUUAGACGAGCUGGACUUGUCCAACAUGGUGAUUGGCUGGUUCAAGCUCUUUCCCCCGUCCUCAUUGGUGGACCCGACGCUUGCUCCUCUGACUCGAAGAGCAUCGCAGACAUCUCUGGACAGCAGCUCUGCGCCGUUCAGCCGCUCGUAGCACAGCGCUAUCGACUAGCGUGGUUGUUGUAGCAUCAUCCAUCAUCACGAUGGUGGGAGUUUGAGAUUUGAGGCCAGUUGCUGCCCCUCCCCAGUAACACACACUGCAUGCUUGGUGUUGUCUUCUGAGCCUGUUUCUUAGGGGUGAAAACUAAAAGCGGUCCUGUGUUUGCUCGCAAAAAAAAAAAAAUGAUAAUACUAAUAAUAAAUAAAUAAACCUAAAGCCUCGCACAUGUUGAGCAUGGAGAGCGACCCCUACAGUCGGGGAACAGCCAGACGAAGGAAAUGGACCUGUUUUUUGUCCUUUUCGAAGCCAUGGGGUUCUACACAAGCCCAUAUUAACGCUCAUUUGUUUCUCUUCCAUUAUCGUUCAUUGUUCGUUUGUAUGUGAACGGGUGAAGAGUGUUUCUUGGGUCAUGCCAUUUAAACAGACCCAGAGUUUGUGAUAUGGAAAUGAGUCCGUAUUAAACCGUCUGCACUCCCCAGAUAUGCACACGAUCGCAAGCGAGACUGUUUAUAGAUUUUUUUUUUUAAAAAACAAAACAAAAAAAAAAACGCAAUACUGAGAAGGUUAUCAUCAACAGAAAAGAGAAGGUUCAAGAUUUCCUGGAUGAACGUUUGGAAUGGAACGAUUUUUCUGUUGAUAUUGUAUGAAGUUUCAAAGGGACUCUUUUUUUUUUUCUUUUGCAUGGACACAAAAUUUAGCUGAUCUCAAAGAAACAAAUAUUUUCUUGAGAUUGCAACUUGCAGAAAAAAAAGGAGAAAAAAAAUAUACGCAAAUGAAACAGAUCAGCCAUUUUUUUGAAAAUUUCUAUUAUUUUUAAAGAGAAAUUUAACUAGUGCAUGGUUUUCAUGGGGAGUGAAUGCAAUGGCGUGAUUUAAAGAAAAAAAAAUUAGGAAUCCUGUUUUAUUAUCCUAAAGCCUGUGCUAGGGUCUAUAUUGUAUUUUUACGGACAUUAUGAUUAAAUAAGGACUUUAGAAUUUAUUUACGUGGAGAGAUAAAAAACUCCUGUUCGAGUGAGGUAAAGAAAAUGUAAAAUGUAUUAUUUAUUUCAAUGAUUAAGGCGGAAGCCUUACAGAGAUAAUGUGCAAAUUGUACAUGUUUCUUUUUCUCUCUCUUGUCCCAGGGUAACUCUUGCUGCUCUUGUCAGAUUUUCCCCUCCGAUACCGUUUCGACGUUUCCGCAGGGCUGAUCAUACAGUCUUGCGUUUUGUACUUUAUUUGGACUCGAUUUGAUUUAACAAGCAUGUUGAAAUGGAUUUUCUGCAACAUGGCUUGGGCACAGCGUGCAGUAACACAGCAUGUUUUGAUAAAGAUUUGGAAAGGAAAAAAAAAAAAAACAGAAUAACAUUUUUUUUGCAAUUUCUUGUACAGUGCAUGUCAACUAUGUUACUUUGGUCCCUGAUUGAAUUUUAAGAAAAUUUGGCUGGGUUUGAACAAAACAUUCCACCAAUUUUGUCCAAUUUUGUUUAAAAAAAAAAAACAAAAGAAGGGAAUUUUAUAUCCUGGAAACAGAUAUUUUCCCCCAGUAUUCAGGAUGAAUGAUCCCAUGGUUGAUUUGCAAAUGGUUUCCUGCAUCUCAUGGACAGUUGCAGUAUUGCAUAGUGCAGUUUUACACACAUGACCCUGGAACUGGGACAACAUGGACGCUCGCAUGACAUGAAAACUUGCCACAUGAUAGAAUAUAGAAAUUUCUAGAUUUUCGUCUUCUUGCUUAGUUUUCAGGAAGUUCCUUUAAUAUAUUUUUGUUAUUUUAUUUACAAGCCAAGACCAGUUAAUUUUUUUAUUUUCUAUUUUAGUAAUUAUCAAAACUUUGAGAUGACUCUUCUAGGUAUAAUAUCAGAAUGGAGCUAUACAGAGACAUUAUUCCUCUUCCAUGUAAAGCGAAAUCUAUUUUGGUGUUCAUUCAGUAUCUUUCCUUUUCUCUACCAAGCUAUGUAUAGGUUCUCUCUGAUUUGACAAUUGUAUAUAUUAUAUGUCAUUAGUUAUGGAAUUUGGAUUUAAAAAAAAAAAAAAAAAGUAAGCAGACAUCUAUAGAUAAGAUCGCACGGAAUUGGGAUAAUGUCUCACUCGACUAAGACAUGUUACACCCUUUUUGAAUGCCUUCUCUUUUUUUUCUGGUACAAUGCGUUCAUGCCAAGGCUAUGUCUUGGUUAAGUAUGGUUGAGUACAGAGAUUUAUGUAAGUUAUUUUUCAAAUUAAACAAUAAAAAAGGGAUAUUACAUUGAA
This is a messenger RNA of Pangasianodon hypophthalmus (striped catfish), 9889 nucleotides long. It is a transcript of the gene rims2a, whose product is annotated as regulating synaptic membrane exocytosis 2a. Bases 3699 to 7661 code for a protein of 1320 amino acids. Gene Ontology annotation, biological process: regulation of membrane potential; calcium ion-regulated exocytosis of neurotransmitter; positive regulation of synaptic transmission. Gene Ontology annotation, cellular component: cytoskeleton of presynaptic active zone; presynaptic membrane. The transcript has 30 exons. Gene Ontology annotation, molecular function: small GTPase binding; transmembrane transporter binding. The record is from RefSeq and is a predicted model, not a curated record. Lineage: Eukaryota; Metazoa; Chordata; Actinopteri; Siluriformes; Pangasiidae.